Molecule: messenger RNA, 5755 nt
Organism: Megachile rotundata (alfalfa leafcutting bee)
Lineage: Eukaryota; Metazoa; Arthropoda; Insecta; Hymenoptera; Megachilidae
Molecular function (GO): protein binding
Source: RefSeq, a predicted model, not a curated record
CGAGACUCGUGGAGGCGGCGGCGGAGGUGGAGAAGGUUUUCGAUUCAUAUAUUCGGUGGUGUUGGCAGCCUGCAUGGCGGCGCAGGAGGCGAGAAGCGCGAAAUGUCCGCCACCAGACACGAUACCCGGCUGUCCCUGCUAUAAUUUCGAGGACGGUCUGUUCCUGGAGUGCGCCGGUGCCACCGAGGAGUCCCUAAGGAGCGCUUUGUCCGGUGUAAUACACGCUGCUGAAGGAGAAGGAACGAUAGUUCAAUCCCUAAGCGUUUACGAGUUAGACAGGAAGGUGGAGGAACUUCGACCGGCCACUUUUCCGGCUGGUUCUCAGAUCAGACACCUGCAAAUAUCGCACUCUGCGAUCCGGGAGAUAAGCGAGGAUGCGUUCAAGAGACUGGGAAAAAGUCUGGAAUCCUUGGCCCUGGUUUCCGGCCGACUGCCCCACGUGCCACAAAAAGCAAUGUCCAGCUUGAAUUCUUUAAAGGCUCUGGACCUGGAGGCGAAUCUCGUGCACGAGCUUCCUAGCUACAGUUUCUACGGUCUUUCUUUGAUCAAACUAAACCUCAAAGGGAAUCAGAUAACGAAAAUCUCGGAGUACGCGUUCGCCGGGUUAGAAGGCACGUUGACCGACUUGGACUUGGCCGAAAAUAAAAUCAGGCUGUUCCCGAUGACGUCCCUGCGCAGGCUGGAGCACCUGACUUCCUUGAGACUCGCCUGGAACGAGGUUUCCGAGCUACCGGAAGACGGCUACUCCAGGCUAGACGCCUUAAACUUUCUCGAUCUGAGCAGCAACAACUUCAAAAAGAUUCCGCUCAACUGCUUUCGCUGCUGUCCGUCCCUGAAGACCCUGUCUCUCUACUACAACGCCGUCGAGUUCGUCGACAAGGAUGCCUUCAUAUCGCUGAUAGAUCUGGAAUCGAUCGAUCUCAGCCACAACAAGAUCGUAUCUCUGGAUGUAUCCACUUUCAGAGCGAAUCAGAGGUUGAGAUCCAUCGAUCUGAGUCACAAUCACAUACACUACAUUCGCGGCGUGUUCUCGAAACUGCCAGAGCUGAAGGAGUUGUUCCUCGCGGAGAACAACAUUCUGGAGAUACCCGCGGAGACGUUUGCGGGCAGCUCGAGCUUGUCGGUGGUAUAUCUUCAGCAGAACGCGAUCAGGAGGAUCGACGCCAGAGGUCUGGCCACCCUCAGCCAAUUGGCACAGUUGCAUCUGAGCGGCAACUACAUCGAGAAAGUGCCACGGGAUUUUCUCGAGCACUGCGAGAACCUGUCGACCCUAUCGCUCGACGGGAACAACAUUCGGGAACUGGAGGUGGGUACUUUCGCCAAGGCGAAGUCGCUCAGGGAGCUACGGCUACAGGACAAUCAGAUAACCGAAGUCAAACGGGGCGUGUUCGCGCCUUUACCCUCGUUGCUGGAAUUGCAUCUGCAGAAUAACGCGAUCACGGACAUGGAAACCGGUGCUUUGAGGUCCCUGCACAGCUUGCAGCACGUGAACCUUCAAGGUAAUCUGCUCGCGGUGUUGGGCGACGUGUUCCAGGUGUCGAACGACGUUGGACAAAACGGAAACAGCGGCAGCUCGUUGGUUUCCAUUCAACUAGACAACAAUGGUCUCGGAGUCUUGCACAACGACUCCUUGAGGGGACAAGCUUCGGUCAGAAUCAUGUGGCUCGGCCACAACAGGCUGACCCGGCUACAAGCGCCUCUGUUCAGGGACCUGUUACUCGUCGAACGAUUGUAUCUGACCAACAACUCGAUCUCCCGAAUCGAGGACACCGCUUUUCAACCGAUGCAGGCGCUCAAGUUCCUCGAGCUUAGCAUGAAUCGACUGAGUCACGUGACCGUGAGAACCUUCUCGGAGUUGCACGAACUCGAGGAACUCUAUCUGCAAGAUAACGGGCUGCGCCGUCUGGAUCCUUACGCUUUAACCGCCUUGAAACGUCUGCGAGUGCUCGACCUGGCCAACAAUCACUUGAACGUGUUGCACGACAAAAUAUUCCAGGAAGGCUUGCCAAUCAGGACGCUGAACUUGAAGAACUGCACCGUCAGCGUGAUCGAGAACGGAGCUUUCAGGGGUCUGAACAAUCUUUACGAGUUGAAUCUGGAGCACAAUCAUCUGACCGCCACCGCGCUGGAUCGUCUGGACAUUCCGGGCUUGAGGGUUCUCAGGAUAUCUUACAAUAACUUUAGCCAAAUCGUCGGCAGCUCGUUGGACGGGCUGCCGUCUCUCCAGCAUCUCGCCAUGGACUCCUCCCAGCUGCAUCGCGUGCCGCCCGAGAUAUUCUCGAAGAACAAGAACCUGGCGAAACUCCUGCUGAGCAACAAUCUCCUUCGAAUGCUGCCGAGCGUCCUGUUCCUCGGGCUGGACUCUUUGAAGGAAGUGAAACUCGACGGCAACAGGUUCCAAGAGAUACCUUACGAAGUGUUCGCGAACGCCACCACGGUCGAGUUCUUGUCGCUGGCUAACAAUGUAAUCCUGAACGUGGACAUGUCACGGUUAAACGGAUUGGCCAGCCUGCGGGAACUCGAUCUGCGAGGUAAUUACAUCAUGGCCCUUUCGGGUUUCGCCGGCGUGAAUCUGUCCCGCCUGAUAUCCGUCGACCUCAGUCACAAUCACCUGACGGCCCUACCGGCUAACUUCUUCGCUCGCUCGAACUUGCUUCGAAAGGUUGAGCUGGCUGCCAACAAAUUUCAUCAGAUACCGGCGGUCGCCUUGUCCGCUCAAAAUGUUCCCAAUCUAGCCUGGCUGAACAUGACCGCCAAUCCUCUGGUCAGGAUACACGAGAUCAGCUCGAAAGCGAAGUAUCCCGCGCUUCAGGAGAUACACAUAUCGGGUACGAAUCUGACGAUCGUCACCAGCAAGGAUUUCGAAGCGUUCCCUGCGCUGAUGCACCUGUUCAUGGGCAACAACAUGAUCUCACGGGUAUCUCCGAGCGCGUUCCGAAGUUUGCUCGAAUUGUUGACCCUGGAUCUGAGCAUGAACGAGCUGGUACUGUUGCCACAGGAGAGAUUAAAGGGACUCGAGCACCUCAGGCUGCUUAAUCUUACGCACAAUCGAUUGAAAGAGCUGGAGGACUUCCCUCCGGACUUGAAAGCGCUGCAGGUAUUGGAUCUGUCGUAUAAUCAGAUCAGCGAAGUUGGUAAAAACACGUUUCAGCAUCUCGAGAAUCUGGCCGAGCUUCAUCUUUACGGCAAUUGGAUAUCCUCCAUCUCGCCGGACGCGUUCAAGCCGUUAAAGAAAUUGAGAAUCCUCGACUUGAGCAGGAAUUAUUUAGCCAAUCUACCGCUGAACGCCUUCAGACCGUUGGAAACGCAGAUUCGGAGUCUACGGGCGGAGGAGAAUCCACUGCACUGCGAUUGCGAGUCACAGGAGCUCUGGGAAUGGUUACGCGAUCAUCAGAAGCUGGUGGGUGGUGGGGUGGCUCGAAAUCGGGGUGGAUUACGAAUGAACGACAUGGACAGCGGAUUACUGAGGUGCCAACAGCCACCAGAGUUACGAGGGUUGGUGUUCCUCGACCUGGAUCCGCACGCUUUCUGUUCCGCUCCCCUCGUUCUGAAGCUAGCCAUCCAAGACAUCCAACCGUUCUCCGUGCUGGUAUCCUGGCAGAGCAGGAAUCACUCGGGUAUCCGUGGUUAUCAGGUGGCGUACCACUCUCUGGAAAACAUCGACGAGUUCCAGAUUCGAGCAAAAGUCCUGGAGCCCAGCUCGCGUUCCACGAAGCUGUCGAAGCUGUCCCCGAACACCCGCUACCUGAUCUGCGUGUUCGGACUGGGCAACUGGUUGAAUCAACGUCUGGACGACGACGCGAUGGAUCAGUUCAACUUCUCCAAUCACGAGACGUUCGAGCCGUCGUCGGACACGCAAAUGGUGGACUCGUCGACGAGUCGUUGCACGGAGGUGAAAACUUUGGAGGCGCCCGACGCCGUCAUCAGCAGCGACGGUUCCUCCAUGGGCGAUGUAGGCGGCGUCAGCAACUUCCUGACCAGGCGUCUGGGUCUCAUAGUCGGUUGCUGCAUGGGAUUCGUCGUGUUCCUGCUCCUCGUGUCCGUCCUCGGUUACCUCAAGGUGAAGAAGCAGAGAGAGACCGUGAAAAGGGAGCAGCCUAUCCCGCCGGAAUACAUAUCGUACAGACACUUCAGUAUACAGAGCGGAGAAGCUGGUCACGCUGCCAGACAGGCCAGUCAAGAGGGUCAACAUUCGAAUAACUUCAUCAACAACGUGGGCACCACUAACCUGAAUACGAACAAUCGACGACUUCUUCGUUUAGCAAUCGUAGUUCAGUUAGGAUCAGAUGCAUUGAUUCCGCUUGCUCUCUCGAGUGUAGAAGCGCUGUUCGCCAAAAACAAAACCGUCAUCAGCAGCGACGGUUCCUCCAUGGGCGAUGUAGGCGGCGUCAGCAACUUCCUGACCAGGCGUCUGGGUCUCAUAGUCGGUUGCUGCAUGGGAUUCGUCGUGUUCCUGCUCCUCGUGUCCGUCCUCGGUUACCUCAAGGUGAAGAAGCAGAGAGAGACCGUGAAAAGGGAGCAGCCUAUCCCGCCGGAAUACAUAUCGUACAGACACUUCAGUAUACAGAGCGGAGAAGCUGGUCACGCUGCCAGACAGGCCAGUCAAGAGGGUCAACAUUCGAAUAACUUCAUCAACAACGUGGGCACCACUAACCUGAAUGUAUGAGACAAGUCCAAAAACUCCCGACUCGUGGAGGUUUCGAACGUUUGAGCAGAUCGUGCGGACCCUGAUGGGUCCUCACGGUCUGCCCUCGAACGCGAAACCAUCCUGACUCGCGGUAGUUUUUCCUCCGAGAGAUAUCCAUGAUUCUCUGUCGAAUAUCAAGUCCUCCAGAAACAAAAGACUAUGUCAAUCCAAUAGAUCAACGAAGAACACUGCGUCACUGCGCGCACGAGUGGACUAGUUAACCGAGCAUUUUAUAUGUGAUUUUCUACGAAUCUUAACUUUCGAUGUAGCUUUAGCCGCGGCGGAGUGUGUAUGCGAAGUGAACCAGGCUGGAAUCGGCGGCGGUCCUCGAAGGAUCAACAGGGAACUCGAUUUACGUGGCGCGUCGCGUUCGUUGGACAAUUUAUGAGUAAACGUCGCGCAACUACGAGCCCCAUUCACGCUCGCUGAACAGGUGCAUUGUGUUUUCUAAAUGGCUCGGCACAACCGAUUCACGCUGCAACAGAGACAAUGCGACGCGUUGUUUCGAGCAAACGGGUUCUUGGAUUUCCGAUCGCAACGGGCUCAGACGGCGUUUCGGUUGGACGAUGACGAAUCGAGCCCGCGAUCGUGUUUGUACAUAAGUAGACGGGAAGAUGGAGGAGUUAAAUCGUUAGACGAACAAUCGACGACUUCUUCGUUUAGCAAUCGUAGUUCAGUUAGGAUCAGAUGCAUUGAUUCCGCUUGCUCUCUCGAGUGUAGAAGCGCUGUUCGCCAAAAACAAAAAACAAACAGAUCGAAACGUUUCGCGUUCGCGAAUCAAGCGGAACGAGUUUGAACGUAAUUUUCGAACAUCGUUGAUAGUUUACAUUGGCGAUUCGUGGAAACGAACAAUCGAGAUACUUGUGGGACUGUCCCCUUUGUUGUACCAUAGGUUAACCACAGAUGUUAUCGGAGAUACAUUGGAAAUUUAGAUUCCACCGUUGCGUAAAUGUCCAGCGAAUUGCGGUUCGGGUGAUAAAGAGAAAACCGAUCUGUCGCGAUUGAUACGGCUGAGCGCGAUCGCUCGAAUUGAGUGUGUGUAUUGUCGGCGUUCGAUUGCAUCUCGAA